This is a messenger RNA of Morchella sextelata, 762 nucleotides long. RefSeq lists its product as uncharacterized. The coding region runs from base 1 to 762 and encodes 253 amino acids. The record is from RefSeq and is a predicted model, not a curated record. NCBI's taxonomy places the organism in Eukaryota, Fungi, Ascomycota, Pezizomycetes, Pezizales, Morchellaceae. The transcript is spliced from 4 exons.
AUGCCCCUAGAGACAGUAGUUUAUCAGGAUUCAGACUUGAACACUGUGAUAUACCCAACGUCCUCAGACUCAACACUGUCUCCACACUUCACCACCGACAGGGGAGUUCUACUACCGGGGGAGGACUCUGUAGUUGAAAUAAUGGAAGAAGAAGACGUAGAUGAAUACCGUCUCCCACCUUGCGAUAUCAUACCACUCUGCCUAGGCAUUUACUCGGCUAUCAGGAAUCCCAUCUAUGGCGUCAGUCCCAGCGACGCUCUCUGGUUCAAAGAUCCUGUGAUUCUACCCUCCGGCAGCUCUCCACGUCGAUCCAUCGGUUACCUUCCCCCAAGUGUAGAUGCUGCCCUAAGACGAGAUGAACCCAAGGCAUGGCCAGAACCGCUUCCUAGGGAGUCGGACAAAGGCAGUGCGCUUGUCAAACUUCGUGCUAUCUUUGAGGCCAUAGUAUAUCUCAACUUGACUUACGGUGUAUUGCACAGAGAGCUGUUUGAGCUUAUAAAAGUAACUUCCCGAGCAAUUGGUGGCACGGUAUUAAAUGCGCAUUUUACUGCUAUCGAGGACCCUAGAUUCCAAAUGCAAAUCGGAUUGAUUAAGAAGUGGUUGAGGGGAAGACAGGGGGAAUUUUUGCGAGUCCUCGAUGAGAUGGGCUGGCUGUUUGAAAAGUCUAGGGACGAGCUCAGCCGCAUGCAUACUGGUAGGCAUUACGGCGGUGGCCUACGGGAAAGAAAGGUAGUCCGGAGAAGGGCGAGUGACGGAUGCUGA